Messenger RNA from Pseudogymnoascus verrucosus, 3537 nucleotides. RefSeq lists its product as uncharacterized. Gene Ontology annotation, molecular function: microtubule binding. The transcript is spliced from 2 exons. The record is from RefSeq and is a predicted model, not a curated record. The coding region runs from base 223 to 3267 and encodes 1014 amino acids. Lineage: Eukaryota; Fungi; Ascomycota; Leotiomycetes; Thelebolales; Thelebolaceae.
CGACAAUAACUCAUACGCCAAUUAUUCGACAACAAACCUAACCAUUUCAAUUCUUACGGCGCAUAUCGUAGUCCAAGAAGAUUCUUUUGUACUCUUUAGCUUUCCUGUCUGCUCCAAGAACUCGACGCGACGCCGCCCAAACAUCCAUCCACAACCGGCAUAAACAACAGUGCCGGAUAGCACCUCCACCAACGUCCACAUUGCACAAAGUGAGCCGCUUUAAUGGCUGCCUCGGCUGACUUGAGACAUCGCUCUCGAUUGAUUCGAGAAAUGGCCCGAGAUCUCAACAGACACGAUCACUCAUGUGCUUCCUCGACCGGUUCCCACCAUGGCACCGUGAGCGACGACUCCACAAUCGACUUUGAUCCCGAGAACGAGGCGAUAAUGUCCACGCGUCAAAUGGACCUCAAUAUUUCCCAGAGGCUCCCAGAGCUACGCGAUACCGCGAAGAAGUAUGGCCGCUGGAACGGUAACAGGCAACAAACAAACGACUUCAUCAUCAACACCUCGGCGAUCGGGCGUGCUUUUCCCGACUUUUCCCAAGGAGGCAGCUCGGACGAGAGCAGCUUCCAUGUAGAGGUUGGACGCGGAACAAAAACAAGGCAACGCGUUCCAAGCAGGGUCCCACAAACAGAAUACUCGGACAACAUCGACUCUCCAGUUGUCAGCAUCGGGGAUUUUAAGAUUCUCAGCACACCGCCAUCGAAGGGUCAAUCAAAGCACAGACAAGACUCUCUCCGAAGCAGUGUCGGGAACGGAAGGCAAAGCAGCAAAGGCACGCCCCAGAAGGAGAACAUCCCACCGCCAUCAGCGACAAAGUUGCCGAACUAUGUUUCUGGAGCGACGCGAUCCUCCAGCGGAGAACAACGUCGCACUCUUGCAGAGAUCCACGCCCGAGUUGCCGACGACUCUGAUGGAUCUUUCAUCAGCGAUGAGCGACCGGCCACAGUCACAUUCCAGCCAAAGCAGUCGCGAUUCUCCGCAGCCCAGCCAAAGGGCUCACCUCUUUCUGCCAUCCACAAUAUUCCUCAACAACAAAUCAAGACUGCUUUAGCCGACGCACUAUCUGGACACCGCGACGAAUUCCAACAAACUCCUCGGCCUCAGAACAAUGCCACGCAAAAUUCAUACACUGCCAACCAGACAAACCAAUCGUUCCUUCUUCCAAACAUGCCCGACCUUUCUGAGCUUGUCUCAGGGUCAUUUAAGGAUGGAACGCCAGUGUUUACACGCAGCGGCAAGGUGCAGUCCCGAUUCACAUAUUCCUCUGAGAGAACCCCACCUGGGCCAGGCCACGUGAAGCUGGACACUGUCCCCGUCCCAGAUGAGGAAAAGGCUAUUUUCAUCUCGUUGCAGCUCCUCCAAGAUAAGGUUGCUAUGCUCGAGAUGGAGAAGGCAGACGCGCAGCGAGUAGCCCAGAACCUGCAAGACGACAAUUUCCAGCUCCAAUCAGAGAAUGCACAGCUUCAGAAACACCGCCGAUCAGAUAGUGCCUUAGGAAUGGCCGACAGUGGCAGUGAUGGAGAAUUUGGGAAAGGGAACAAGAACCUCGUAGCUGAGAAGACCAAAAUAGAAGCACAGUUCAAGUCUUUACAGGUUCGUUACAGCGAGAUUGAGAGAAAGUCGUCCAACCAGGAGUUGCGCCUCAAGACUAUAUCAUUCGAGCGCGACCAGGCGGCUAAACAGCUUGCUGAGGCGUAUUAUACGACGGAGCAGCUGCAGUCUGAGAAUAAUGCCCUCAGGAGUGAGAAUGGUGAUCUGAAGCUUGAAUUGGCGCGACUCAGCACCGACUCGGAGGAGAAUACUCGACAGUGGAGGCAAAAAGAAACUGGCCUUCGUGAGAAGAUUAGCCGACGUGAAGCUGCCGUUGCUGAACUCCGCGAAAUGACUCAAGAGAUCCAACAAGCUCGCCUGGCGAAUACCGCUAGCGUCAAGACUCGCAAACCAGUCGUCCAAAAGCAACAGGCUCAGAAAGAGCCAAGCAACCCUCGGUCAAGCACCCGCGGCCGUGUCCAGGCAGUCGUUGGGAAGCAAGUGCCAGCACGCUUGCAGUCGCGAUCACGAUCACGUUCGCAAUCCCGCCACACCCAAUCAAGAAAUGUCAAGUCGUAUGCCGAGGAGGAGACCUUCGAUAUCCCUCCAGCAGGAACCACCAAUGAAGACUUUGACGACGCCAGCGAUGAAGGAUCCUUUGAUGAUGUUACAAAGACUGUUCACAAGGACCUCAAUGUCAAUGCAGAAGACGCGACCCAGGGCUCAAACUAUUCAAGCAUUCUGGGCCAUGGGGAAAUGGAUCGUCUCCGAGAAAUGCUCGCGAAUGAGAGAGCCCGAAACGCAGAACUCAGCGCCGGUGCGGGAAACCAUGAGCACACGUCCCAUUCAGUUGCGUCGAGUAGAUCGGCGAAAUCGACCCCGGUCACCCAGGGACUCACUGGUAUUCUCAAAAAUCGCAACUCAGCCAAACAAGACCAGGACAAUACCUCCCAUUCAAUGUCUCAUACGCGACGCCAUUCUGAGACCUCCAUCAAGGCCCGCACAGCACGCCGCCACAUUACGACGGAGGAGGUUACCUCGGCAUUCAUUAUCCCGGAUAUCACUUUGAGUGUAGCAAUGAACGGCGGCCACCCAACCCUCUCCGCCAAAGCCAAGAAGGUCCUUGACACGCUCUGCCACCAUGAUGGCGGUAACUGCACGGUUUGCACACGCGUGGCCUCUUUUGAGAAUAACGAGAUGAAGCAAACUGUUUCAAUCCAGAAGCCUAUCCCCGUCUCUGAUCGCAUGCCCGUUGCUGGGCCAUACGAAGAUGAGCCGACAAUGCGCCCAUCUGUCACCCCAGGCCUUGCACUUGCUACAGUCAUGAAGGGUCUUGAGGACGAGCUGGCCCACCUGAAGAUUGAACUGGCCCAGUAUCAGGCCGUUUACAACAAACAUGAUCCAUCGCUCAGCAUGCGCAAACGCAAGGCUGUCAAAGCCAGAAUUGAGAGUUUGUUAAAGGCAAUUGACACGAAGGCGGAUCAAAUUUACGCGCUCUACGAUGUUCUUGAGGGACAGAAGGAGACUGGCCAAGAGCUCAGUGAGAAGGAAGUUGAAGUUACGCUCAUGGAUAUUGGGAUUGACGUCGAUGCUCUCAAGAAGGAUAAGUCUGAGCAAGAUCCCGAGGGUGAGGAUUCUGGGGAGGACUCCGAGCUUGACCUUCCCUGGGAAGGUAUUGAGGAUACGACCGGCUCAAGCAGCGUCAAUGGAAGACGCCGGAGUUGGGUUGCAUAAUUUGUCAAGGAUUACAUUGGAUGGAGUUUGGGAUAGUGGGAUUUUGUUGGAGAGAACACGGAGUUAGGACAUUUGCGCGGCUUAGUUUGCAUUUGAGCGACUGGGUCCUGUCUGAGUUAUUGUGUUUGGAAUUGAUGUGUGCGCUGUAGUUGACUUCACAAUGGAAUGAUUACCAAGCCAAGCCAUUGACUUUACUAUGAAAUGAUUACCAAGCGGACUCCAAAAUGACGUCUAUUUUGUUAUCGUGAGAUAAGAUAUAAAUGGUUGGAG